AUGCAUUCUCCGUCCACUCAACUUCUUCGAGUGAUGAGGGCCUCCAUUUCCUCGUCGGGGAGAGCGAUUUCGCGGCACGCGCCGUUCCGUCAAUGCCCCAUCUCCCAAAAUGCCACCGCUCGCUUUUCUCGCACGAUAACCUCUACGGCGGCGACGCAUUCCUCGAAAAAUAACAACGGUGAGACGAAACCGUUUCGGCUGCCGCCCCCACCGCCAUACGGCCGUUCAGAGUUCACUACCGCGGAUUUGAAGCCAAAGUCCCGCUAUCGUGGACCUCCACCGCCCGAAGACCCGCGGACUGACACUGGCACGCGUACGGAUCUUGGUGCACUGGACGUUUUGUCGAAUGUUGCAACGCCGUCUACAGCGAUUGAUGCUUGCCUAAAAGACGGAUUUCAUUUGAACAAUGGCGUCAAAAUCACCGGUGGAAGUGGCUGUUUGUUGGUUGACGGCGAGGCGUUUACGUGGAGGCCGUGGGACGCAGCCGGAUAUGGCGCAAAGGCAAUGAUGGUGAACAAGCAUGGCCAAUGGGAGGUUCCAGAGGAAGCUUGGGGUGUUCUGAGCUUGGUGUGGCCGAAACCGGGUAAGUCGAAUACCGUCAUGUCAAAGUGUGCUUGCGGGUGA
This is a messenger RNA of Uncinocarpus reesii 1704, 624 nucleotides long. RefSeq lists its product as uncharacterized. The transcript has a single exon. NCBI's taxonomy places the organism in Eukaryota, Fungi, Ascomycota, Eurotiomycetes, Onygenales, Onygenaceae. Bases 1 to 624 code for a protein of 207 amino acids. The record is from RefSeq and is a predicted model, not a curated record.